AUGGAGCAAGAAAUGUCUACUAAUAGUGAUGGAAAAUCGGAACAUUUUAACAAUUUUGAGUCAGACAAUGCUAAGAGUUCGAUCACGUGUUCGAAUGUCCCUGAAGGGUUAUUUGAUACGUCUGCCGCCAAAAAACACUUCAGUAAAUUUGGGCGCGUUCAUAAGAUACGCCUCUUGCCUAAAAAGCUAAUGUGCAUUGUUGAAUAUGAACAGCCAAAUUCAGUUCAAAGAGCUUUAUUGAAUGCUGGAGCAUAUGAUGGCUUUAUGUUUGAUGUCACACGGUCAAAAGCACGAAUUCGGAGAAGAAGUAAAAAAGAUGAUGAUCCUGAUUGGGUACCUGAUUCUGAUGUUGAAGAGGAGUUAUCAGCUAUGGGAGGCAUAGCUACAUAUAGAGUGCCUCGGCAAAAACCUAUGGAGCUUGAUUCACCAAAGAAAAUAGUCUCACCGAAAAUUCCAAAACCAGUGAAAAAGGUGAUGAAGAUAAGAGGUGAUGUACCUGUGAGACCUAAAGUGAAGGGUGUUCUGUUUCAGCCAACAAGUGGUAUGGAGUCACCGGUAAUUGUGUCUACAAAUACGAGUCUUAGCACAACAGAAGCAGCUGCUGAACUUCAUCAAUUGAGAUCUAGGAUUUCUUUGACUCCUGAUGAAAAAUGGAGGACCUUAGACGCUAGGGACAGAAUACUUCGUUCAUGGGGAGGAGCCGGAUCCAGGGUGAAAAUGGGUGGUGCCACAAUAGGCACAUGCCCCGACAUGUGUCCCGAGAAAGAAUUACUCCACAGACAAGCAGAACAUCAGGUGAUGACGUUAGAAACAAUAGUCGAUUCAGAUGGAUUGCUUGAGCCAUGGAGAGCUGUCAAGCAGUACAGUCGCAGCUCGGCUGAUCAGGAAAUGCCCAUGUGCUACGAAUUGCGACCGGCCAGGGUCCUCAUGAGCACUUGCGCGUAUCUUCUGCAUGAGAUAGCUGACACAACAAGACAAGUAUCAUUGGCAGAUUGGUUCCAUUUUAUGUGGGAUCGUUUAAGAAGCAUUCGGAAGGACAUCACACAGCAAGCUUUGUGUUGUUCAGAUUCCAUUCGAUUGGUGGAGAUGUGUGCGAGGUUCCAUGCCCACUGCGCAGCGCGGCUCGCCGACCUGGAGCAUACGCAGUUUGAUCAGAAACUGAACACGGAUAACCUUACCAAAUGUCUUCAAACCCUCAAGCACAUGUACGCAGAUGUUCAGCCUGAGUUUAAACCGAAAGAGGCUGAGUUUAGAGGCUACAUUGCUCUUCUCAACCUUGGAGAUGCCAACUUUUGGUGGGAGAUCAAACAAUUACCUACUGAGAUUCAAAAGUCAGAAGCAAUAAUAUUCGCCAUCAAAAUUUUCACGGCAUUGGACAACAAUAAUUAUGUGAGGUUCUUCCGUCUUGUGCGUGAUGAGGCCACUUAUCUUCAAGCCUGCAUCCUCCUGCGAUACUUCAACGACGUCCGGGCCAGGGCGUUGGCUAGAAUCGUGAAGGCCUAUGCUCCUAGAGGCGGCUCCAAAUAUCCCGCUGAGGAACUAAUGAACUCUCUCGCCUUUGAAACCGUAGAGAGUAUGAGGUCCUUUGUAAAUCACUAUGGUUUACGUUUCUCCAAAAACGAUACUGAAUUAACCGUAAUCUUAGAUCGAAAUCAGUUCAUUGAAGACAGUGAUCCUUACCCAUUGGCUAGAGCACUCCACCUCAUAGAAUCAAAAAGAAAAAGCACUGUAGCCGAAAUUAUUUCUGGUGGAGAUUUACCAUAUUUUAAUUAUAAAAAUCAUACCCUACACACUAGCUUUGAUAUGGACGGAAAACUUAAAGAGUCAUCUUUAAUAGCAGAGGAUCUUGGAUAUAAUACGCUUAAUGACACCAAUAAGGAGGUCAAGUCUUUGAAAUCAGAAGUGCAAAGGUUGGGUAGGGGUGGAAAAACAUUCAACGUCAUAGAUAGACCUGCUGAUACUGGGAAAUCUAGUUUUGUUAAACCGGCGGCGAUGACUCCACCAAAAUCUGUAAAGAUACCUGUUCAUAGUACAAAUGGAGACAAGUCCUUUUUUUUCCAACCAGCUGUACCUAUAAAUCUACCUGAUAGUAUUAAAAAAUCACCAGUCUUAACAGGCGACACGAAGAAACAAUUUAUGUUUUCGCCUCCACAGCAGUCACAGCCAGACAGUUUUGUGCAGAAAUCAGGUCCAACCAAAAACCUGUUUGCUGAUAAAUUUUCAUCAAGCAACAAACUGUUUGGAAAUGAUAACAAAAAGGACUUGUUCAAAUCAUCUACUGCUGGUUCAGUAUUUGGUCCAGAUCCAAGAGUCGAGGCUGAAAAGAAAACACAUGAGCUGCCUAGUAAAAGUUUGUUCUCUAAUGCCGCAAGCGGAAAUAUUUUUGCAAAGAGGGAUGAGCCAAACAAUAUUUUUUCAAACGCACAAAAUAAAAAUAUAUUCAACAAGCCUACCGAGGCUUCUAAUGUCUUUGGAAAAAUCUCAACAGAAGACCAGAAAUUGAAUGCAGCAAGUGUGUUUAGAUCCUUUACAAAACCACAAGAAUUAGUCUCAAAUGGCGAAACUGGUCAUGUAUCCCCAGGAACAUUAUUUAAACAAGCAAAUAAUCCCCUUUCAUUGCAAAAUAAGUUGCCACUUAAUCAAAGUAACCUCGAUAGAUCGUCGAUGCCAAGUAACUUGUUUGGCCUUAUAAAACCAUCUCAACCUGUGGAUAUUUAUGAAUUUAAUGAAGAUUCAAACAGUUAUUCCACAGAGAAUUCAGAGAAGUUAGAAAAGGAAAGGUUAAUGAAAGAAGAAGCAAUAAGAAUAGAAAAAGAAAAGGAAUUAGAAGAGAUACGGAAAAGGGAACUAGAACGAAAAGCAGAGGAGCUGGAGCAACAAGAGGUUCGAAGAAAGCAAGAAGAACUAAAGAGAUUGGAAGAAAUUCGUAAAAAGGAAGAGGACAGAAAACAAGAGUUAUUGAAAAAGAAAUUAGAAGAAGAACGUCAAGCUGAGUUUAAGAGAAAAGCUGAGGAAGAAGAGAAGCUAUUUAAAGAAAGAGUGGAUAAAGAAUCAAGUAGCGUGAUAGAGGAGUUAGUGAAAGAAGUAAAUUCUGAAAUUGUAAGCUGUAUUAUGAAAGAAGAAAUGGAAAAGUUUAAUAAUAUUAUAGCAACGACAGAACAGAUGUCUGAUGAAAUACUCCAAGAGAUAAUAGAUACAACAUGUCGGGUUGAGUUAAAAGCUGAAAUGUUUUUAACGCAGAGGUUAAUGAAGAAGUGGUUUUAUAUAUGGCGAAAACAAAUUCUAAGGAAUUUCAAAAGAAGGCGUCUUCUAGAAGAUACACCCGUUUGGUUACCGAAUAAAACGCCAUUAGAGGAAGCUCAAAGUUUAAGAAGACUGUCGGAAAAGGCGGCAUUAUCUCGGAUGAAUGCUUUUCACAGGGGGCAAAAUUUUAAUGGCCAACCACGUGAAAUUCCCCCGCCUAAACGUUACAAUCUCGUAGAAGUUAUUAGGUCGUCAUUAUUGAAACGGAUGAAACAGAUAAAUUAUCCCUGCAAUAAGUGUUUCUUUUGGAAGCUUACAAUCGUUUCACCGGGUUCCAUGAAGUGGUUCUGUAGGAAGAUCAAUAUUGAAACGUGGUUGCUACACGCUUUCCGAGAUGAAGGAAAUGAAGCAAAAGAAAAUCUCAUUCAUGUUGGAAAACAAUCUUGGAAUAAUUUAAUGGAGUUUUCCACGGCUACAGCAUUGGUCAAUAAUGAUAAACCGGAAAUAUCUCCAACCGCUGUCGAGGGCACUAAUGGUAUUAUUUAUUACAUGUGUCAAGACGACCUUAAUAUUGAGAAUAUAGAAAAAGUUCUGAGACAUAAGCCUGCAUUCCAUAUAGUGCCUAUUGCUAUUAUAACAACUCCCAUCACAAAUGCUAUAAUACAAAACAAUCUAGAAAAAAGACUAGCCGAGCUAGUCAAAGGUCAGGUAAUUUCUGAAUAUAGGAUAUUAAUAGUAGAACCGACUAAUCUUGCCAUGUCUCUGGACAAUUUAACGAAAACUGCAUCAAAAUGGCUAGCUAGGAGAUGUCCAGAACCACCGCCACUGGAAAUGGACACGUUAAAGUCUAUUUGUCAAAGAUAUUUGGGUUCCGAUAUUUGGCACAGAUUAAAAUCUGACAACGAUAGAAGAGUACUAGAUGUAUUGACGGAUAUCAAGAAACUAGUUCAAUAUUACAAUAUAGCUGUUGAAAAAUUAACGUCAGUCAUUACCGAUGAAAAGCUAUUCAAUUAUACGGCAUUUCCUGAUGAAUUCAAGAAGUAUUUGGAUUUUUCAGUUCCCUGUCCGAAACCAUAUGAAUACAUUUCAAAUACUCUCAGAAAUACAGAAAACACAAAUGCUAUCAAAGAUAUCAUGCAAAGAUUAAAAUUGCACAGUCCUCGUUUUCUUAUAUCUCCCAACAGUGAACUGGACAUGCAAGACCAAGUUCAGCAGUACUGUCACCAAAUUGGUUGGUUCAGAAAUCCGGAAGGGCUCGAGUGUACUACUGUAUCGUGCCUACCAAAUAAUAUUGUCUACGACACUACACCAAGCGAUAGCUUUGUAAAAUUCUUCGAACAGUACAAUUUAUCAGAGAUAUUAAAUAUAAUUGUUUAUGAAAAAAUAAGUAUACUCAAGGAUUUCAGCGAACGCUUUGCUAUAUAUCAUAAGUCUGUCAUGGAAGACUUUCGUAAUGUGAAUUGGUUGUAUGAUAUAGAUAUUAUCUCUUCCAUAAAACAUAAGGCUGAUGUAACUGAAGACGACUUAGACUAUUUUAUAGAGGCGAAACGGCGCAAAAUCGAUGAUUCCUGUGAAUACCUUGCUUUGGAAGACGCAGAUUGUACUAGGGUAGAAUGUACUCUGGCAUCCGUGGACAGAAGUAUUUCAAUGUGCAACAGUUAUAAGAAGGUUGUAUCCGAACUUGAAACGCAACUAGAUGAAGGGAAAAAGAAGUCUGAUCAAUUAGAGCGAUUGCUUCAGGCAGCACUAAAUGAUGCCUAA
Molecule: messenger RNA, 5004 nt
Organism: Leptosia nina
Lineage: Eukaryota; Metazoa; Arthropoda; Insecta; Lepidoptera; Pieridae
Source: the annotation of a GenBank genome assembly